AUGAACUUGUUAAUGCUGUUAAGUACCUUUAGCCUUUUGCCCCUGGCAUUUGGCAAAAGUUUUAGUGAAAAGUAUUUAGGAGAAGACAGUUAUUUAUUUGAAGACUACUGCAUCGAUAUGAACAUUCACGUCCUGAUAAGUGCAGAAACGAGGUAUUAUAACAGGUUUUCCUAUUUGUUAGGUCGAAGAAUUGCAAGCAUGGCGUUUUCUCUAGAGAAUAGUUGGAAUUAUUUUGCGUAUUCCUUCUUUGAUGAUAAAAUUUUGUAUACAGAUAUGAGACGAAUGCAAUAUGGAUUUGACAUGAUGGAAACAUUAAGCACUUUUCAGAAGGAUCACAAACAAUAUUCAAUUACAAAACAUGGGCAUUCAAAUGUAUUUGGUUCGUUGAAAGAGUAUUACGAAAAGUAUAUAUUAAAUAACCCCAAAAUGCAUUACGCCAAAAAUGUUAUAAUUAUUUGUAAAUUUUUUGGAGAAAUGGAACCUUCAGAAUAUUCUGAUGAAUUCAUAAAUUAUAUAAGAGACAUUAGAAGUAAAAAUUUAGGAAUUUUUUUUUUCUCAGACAGUUCUGAGAAAUCCAAAAAACUCACCUUUCUCAUCUCUGAAAUGAGUAAUCAUAAAUCUUCUCACAUCCCUUUAGCAUAUUUCUUUACUAACGAAAUUGAUAGUCACGCUAGAAUCAGUGUAAAGAGAUUUUGCUAUGCUUUGGAAUAUGGUGCAACUUGUGCCAGGUAUAACGAUUGGUCUGAUUGGAGCGGGCCUUGUGAAUUUAGGAAAAGACAGAGAACCAUUCCAAAAAAAGUUACUCUUGAUACUUAUAUAAUUAAUGAGGAUUACUACACUGCUCAUUGUAGAAGCCUUUUCAACUACGAAUUAAUCAUUAGAGAAGAUUACAGAAGCGAAUGUGAUAACGAAAUAUAUAAAUGUAGAGGUAUCUGUGAUGAAGGAUAUAUGUUCAAACCAAACGUUGUAACCUACGAAAUCUUAGAACAAUAUGUACCAUGUAAUGAUUUGCCAAUUUGCUCACCUCAGCAAAGAGAAAAAAAUCACCAUAAAACUUAUAGAGAAUUAUUAGGAAUGCUCAAUAAGUAUGCAGAUGAUCUGCGUAAAGACGAAAUUAUAGAACGCAAAAAAAUGAACAAACCGUACACAGGUGAAAUUGGCGAAGAGGGUGCUCAGCCACGAAUGUUGAAAGAAGCAAGCGCUCAACUAAAAAAAAAAACUGACUCGAUGAUACAAAGACAGCACCUUCUUAUUAAAAAUCACAAGCUUCUCCUUCAGCAUAUUGACAAGGGCGAUCAGGUAAAGGUCAUCGACAAUUUAGGAAACUUUAUCACUGUGAAGAGACCUACUAAGAAUACGCAAGAUAGGAAGGUAGAUGGCAAAAUUCACGCAAGUUUUGAUGCUUCAAAUGUAGACGGGGGUACCGAUAAUAAGGAAAAUGGAGAGGAUCAAAGCGGGAGUAAUAUCGUCGAAACUGCAAAUGUGGGCACCGUUGGUAAAGCAGUUCGAAAACACCAAGACGAAAGCACAAAUGUCGAGAUGGCAAACUCGGGUACUGCAGGUAAAACCGAUGGGGAUAAGGUGGCGGAAGGUGAAGAAAUGGGGGAUACAAAAGAGGAUGACGAAAAUGAUAAAGAGCGCAAUAACCAGGAAAUUAGGCUCAAUCAUGAGGAAGCGAAGAAUAUACCUGAUGCAGAAGAACAAGAGGAAGAGAAAAUGGAGCAAGAAAUUAUCAAAGACAACCAUCUUGACAAACCAGACGAAAUCACAAAGGUUCAUACGAUGGAUAUUGUGACAAAGGAUGAAUCUGUAGAAAUUAGUUCACCCAGUUUGUCAAAUGGGAGCUAUUUGCCUAAUGUGGAAGGUGGAGAAUCUUCAAAUAAUCAACGGAUAUUCCCAGAAGAGAAUGACAACACAAAAUCUCAAAUUGGUGGUAGUAAAGAUCACCAGGUAAAUUCAAAUGAUUAUGUCACAUCUAAGCACGUUGGUGAUGCAAUAAAUAGUGACAUUAUAGCAGACGCAUCGCGAGGACAAUCUGCAGCUUAUCAUAAUAAUUCACCUGUUUAUAAAAGCACGCAUGGUGCUAGGGAUGAAUUGACUGAUAAACAUGAGCAAGAAUUGUAUGAGGAGACUGCUCCACCUGAAAGGGAAAACAAAAACAGUUUUGAAGGUCAAGGUGGACAAGAUAAAAUAACUCAAAUGAACAAAGGGGUCGCAGAAGCAGAGACUGAUCGCACAGACGUACCAAGGGAAAGUGCACAGAAAGAAAUAACUCAACAUGGUCCUGUUGAAGACGAGGCUAAGGUAGAACAAAUCGCCAACGAAGAAGCGAAUCAAAUCGGGAAUAACACCGAUGAAACUACACGCACUAAUGAAGUAGCAGCACGAACGGGAGUAACUACAGAGCAGGAAAAAGGAAAGGGAGAUGAUAAUGUGAGAUAUGGUGGACAAGAAGGAAAUAUACAAGGUCAGGAGUUGGUAGACGGAGAGUCAAAAUAUAAGCAUACUAAAGAGUUAGGCUUAAAUAGCCAAUUGGCACAUAGACAUGGAGAAGAACAUAUAGGUACAGACCAUGACAGUUUACUACGAGACUUUCUAAUUAUGAACCAAGUUCCGGAUGGUUCCAGAAAACAGUUUGAACUCCCUGAAGUGGAAAAUGAGAAGAAAAAAUCAACUGAGCAUACAACAGAAAUGCAUGGUGAGAAUUAUGAGCGGGUUAGUGGACAUAAUAAACAAACACAUGAUACAGAUGAAGGCAUAGACACAAAUGUGCAAUCCCAUACCGUGCGCGAAAUGAACGAAAAAUCUGAAGAGAGUAACCAUUUGGUUCCAUCAGCCAUUCCAGAUGAAACAAAAGCUGAGGAAUAUCGCACAGAGAGUCAUAGAACGGAUGGGUAUAUGUUACAAGGAGAACGAAUAAGCGCAGAUCAGUUGCACAACGAAGGAAAAAGUGAACACCAAUUUCAAGGAAAAGACAAAAGAGAACGCGAAAGUGAGCAAAAAAACAGGGAAGCAGAAGAUGCAAAUUCUACCAACGUAUCCGAGAAUCAUGUCGUUACAGCGGAAGAUCAAACGGAUGACAAGCAAAAGGAAGAAACGAUUCACGCAUCAAGUAAAUCUAUUAGCGAGCGCAGAAGUCUGGAAGAAGGACAUGAAGGGAAACAUUUUAUGCGUGUUGAAACAGGCAAGGAACAUUUAGUUAUUGAAAAUAAUGGGGACAGUCACACAAUGUCAGUUGAAUCUACAGGAGGAGAAAGAAUAUCAGGUGAUGAUACGAACAAAGGAAAAGUACACGAGGAAGACGUCAAUGAACAUAAAGCAUACUAUAAAAGCAUAAAGGAGCAUGCAGCAGAAACAGACAUGAACGAUGCAGAAAACAUUGUGCAAGAUAGUAAUAUGAAUGAUGUCGAAGAAUUAGAAGAAACGUUGAGAGAAAACAGCUUAAUAAGUCAUAACUUUGGAGAUCAUGCGGAGGCAAAUAAUGGUGAGAAGGUAGAUGAACUAUCAAGCGAAAGUGAACCAGAAGAACAAACAGCGGGGGGACAUAUUCAAGGAGCAGCCUUAUCUGGUAAUCACUCGACACACAAUCAAGCAAAAGAAGAAAUUGAGGAAGAAGGUAGAACAUCCAGCGAACAUGUAACGGAGGAAUUGGAGGCAGGUCGUGUCCACACGCAACAGCAAGUACAUGAAAUACAGCACGUAGAGGAAGAAGCUGUUAAGGGACAAGACGCACAGGAUCAAAUAAGUCUCGGUAGAAAAGUAUUAGACCACUCACACAAAAGUUACAAUUUGGACGAUGACACAGAGGGCAUAAAGGAGUUAACCGGUGAAUUUGGUCCAACACACAUAAUAGCAGGCGAUGAGGUGACAAGCCAUCAUGUACAGAAUGGAAUUGUGGGCGGGCAUUCAGAUGGAGUAAAGGCGGGAGACGUAGUUGAAGGGGAAGGUGCUCGUGAACGUGAAUUGGUCGAUGACAUUACAGAUGAACAUAAGACUGAGGAUAAAGGUAAGAAUGCAGCCGUAGAUGAAAGUAUAAAUGUGGUUCAAGACACAGAUACGGGUGCGCAUACAGAAAUAGGCGAGCCGAAAGAUAUGGAUGGAAGUAAGAGGGGCGGUAACAACAUGGAUGAAGUAGGUGAAUCCACAGAUGCAGGAGAACACAAAGCCAACCACGAAAGGAAGGAAAUAGCUGAAAUUAAGGGAGACCAUAUAGAUAUAGUUGGUGUUAAAGAUGAAGGUAAACAGGAAAUCGUGGACGAAGGUGAACGUAACGAUGUGGGAGAACAUAAAGACAUUGGUGAAAACAUUAAUGUAGUUCAAAGUGAAGAUGAGGGUGAACUUGAAAUCACUGGUGAAAGUGCACACGCAACUGAAACGACAGGUAAACAUGACGGCAUUAUAGAAAGUAGGGAAACGGGCGAAGGUAUAGACGUGGACGAGCAGGACGAAGGAGCUGAAGAUGACGGUGUCAAAAGUAAACACAUACAGGGCAGCACGGAAGAAGGUGAAACCAUAAAGAAUAAACAUAUCGAUGUAUCACAUGAGAGCAAAACAACUGAGGAAGGGAAAAGUUCUGACAUAAACCAGAAGCUGCAUGAGGAUAGCAGGAACCCCAUUGAUGAGACAGUGGGAGGAGAGGCAAAGAAAGAAGAGGUGGCAGGUGCUAGUACACAAUCUGCACAUAAUGAAAAGGGGCAAGUGACUCCAAAAGAACAUGAAGAAGUAAACAACUUAGAUCGAAAAGAUGAAAAUGAACAAAAAGUGGAAGACAAGCAUAAACAAAAUUUAGAUUAUAGAAUUAAUGAUGAGGAAAAGGCAAGCAUAUCACCAUAUGAAAAAACUGAAGUGACUAAAGAAAAAGAUGGAGAGAUGAAGAAAGAGUUAUAUGAGAAAUCCACAACACAUAGCAAAAACGAACCAACUGGUGAAGCUGCGAGUAGAACAAACGUAGACAUAGAUUCCAUAAUUGCACAACAUAAAACGAGCGUAUUGCCAGAAGAAGAAUCAAACAUAAUUGAAUCAGGGAAAGAAAAAGCUGACGUAAAAAAUAUAAACGAAAUAAUUGAUAAUGUAGUAAAUACAUAUGAUAGUAAAAAAAUGAAUAGUGAAAACGAAGAGUAUGUUAAGGAAAAAUUAGACGUUCUUGAAGAUUUGGUAGACAGUACCAAACAAGUGGAAGGGGGAAAAAAUGAACACCCAUACAAGUACUACUCAGAUAUGAAGACUGUCCAUAAGAUAUUUUAUAAAAAAAAUUCCAACGGGCAAUUAGAAAAUGACAAAUAUCUUAUUGUUGGUCAGAAUAAUUUUAUCAUAGAUUCAGAUGAUACCAAAACUCCCUUUCCCCAAAAUAUGUCCAAGAGGGUUAGUGAACUCCUGCAAGAGCAGAUUCAGACGGAAGUAACGAACACGUUGAAUGAGGAUGAGAAGGCGAGAAAGGAGGUCACCGAGGGGGGCAAAAACGGGGACGGAAAUGAUAACGCACGUGAGAACGGAAGUGGGAACGAAGAUGCAGACGGAAACGCGAGUCAAGGUGGACGCAGCGAAAGCAAAGCACAUAACAGCAAUGCAUUCAAGUACGGAAGCAUAACUGUCUUCGCUGGUGCAGUUGUAAUUCUUGUGUCCAUGUAUAUUUACAGACAUGCACAGAAUUACGUAUCCGGGGAAAAGGACAACCCGAAUAACAUGGAAUACCAAUUUACACCCGAAGUGGCCAUGAACGAAGAUAAGGGCAAAGACAUAACUUGUGGGAAAAGUGGCUACAUUGAGGAAGGCUGGUCGUAG
Plasmodium fragile is the source of this 5781-nucleotide messenger RNA. RefSeq lists its product as uncharacterized. NCBI's taxonomy places the organism in Eukaryota, Apicomplexa, Aconoidasida, Haemosporida, Plasmodiidae. The record is from RefSeq and is a predicted model, not a curated record. The transcript has 2 exons. Bases 1 to 5781 code for a protein of 1926 amino acids.